CGCCGCGGAGCCGACCUGCGGCGGCGGGAUCCCGGCGAGCGGCGGCGGCAGAGAGGAAGAGCUGACGCCGUCCUUCUUGCCUCAAGAUGGAAAACAGCACCACCACCAUUUCUCGGGAGGAGCUGGAAGAGUUGCAGGAAGCGUUCAAUAAAAUAGAUAUCGACAACAGCGGCUAUGUCAGCGAUUACGAGCUCCAGGACCUGUUCAAGGAGGCCAGCCUCCCCCUGCCUGGCUACAAGGUGCGAGAGAUCGUGGAGAAGAUCCUCGUGGUCGCCGACCACAACAAGGACGGCAGAAUCAGCUUUGAAGAGUUUGUUUCUCUGAUGCAAGAGUUAAAAAGCAAGGACAUCAGCAAGACGUUCCGGAAAAUAAUUAACAAGAGGGAAGGCAUUACCGCGAUCGGAGGGACGUCUUCCAUCUCCAGCGAGGGCACGCAGCACUCUUACGCAGAGGAGGAAAAGGUGGCCUUUGUCAACUGGAUCAACAAGGCCCUGGAGGGGGACCCCGACUGCCAGCACCUGCUGCCCAUGAACCCGGCAGAUGGCAGCCUCUUCAAGUCCCUGGCCGACGGCAUCCUGCUCUGCAAAAUGAUCAACUUAUCUGAACCAGAUACAAUUGAUGAAAGAGCCAUUAAUAAGAAAAAACUGACUCCUUUCACGGUUUCUGAGAACCUGAACCUUGCGCUGAACUCUGCCUCGGCCAUCGGCUGCACCGUGGUCAACAUCGGCGCCCAGGACCUCAAGGAGGGGAAACCGCACCUGGUCUUGGGCCUCAUCUGGCAGAUCAUCAAAGUCGGCCUUUUCGCUGAUAUCGAGAUCUCCAAGAACGAAGCUCUGAUCGCACUGCUUAAGGACGGGGAGGAACUGGAGCUGCUGAUGAAGCUCUCCCCGGAGGAGCUGCUGCUGCGCUGGGUGAACUACCACCUGACCAAUGCGGGCUGGAGGAACAUCAGCAACUUCAGCCAGGACAUUAAGGAUUCUAGAGCCUACUUUCACCUGCUGAAUCAGAUCGCCCCUAAAGGGGACCGGGACAACGGCCCUGCCAUCGCCAUAGACAUGUCAGGAUUUAAUGAGACGAGUGACUUGAGGCGCGCUGGCUACAUGCUUCAGGAGGCCGAGAAGCUGGGUUGCAGGCAAUUUGUCACGCCUGCCGAUGUGGUUUCCGGCAACCCGAAACUGAACAUGGCUUUUGUGGCCAACCUGUUCAACACCUACCCCAGCCUGCACAAGCCCACUAACAAUGACAUCGAUGUGAAUUUGCUGGAAGACCUGACUCCUCCUAAUGUAGGAGAGAGCAAGGAAGAGAGAACAUUCCGGAACUGGAUGAAUUCCUUGGGAGUCAACCCCUACAUUAAUCAUUUAUACAGCGACCUCUCUGAUGCGCUGGUGAUCUUCCAGCUCUAUGAGAUGAUCCGUGUUCCCGUCAACUGGAGCCACGUCAACAAGCCUCCGUACCCUGCGCUUGGAGGGAACAUGAAGAAGAUUGAAAACUGCAACUAUGCGGUGGAGCUCGGGAAGAACAAGGCCAAAUUCUCGCUGGUUGGCAUCGCGGGGCAGGACCUGAACGAAGGGAAUGCGACCCUGACUCUGGCGCUGGUGUGGCAGCUGAUGAGGAGGUACACAUUGAAUGUGUUAUCAGAUCUUGGAGAAGGUGAAAAAGUAAAUGAUGAAAUUAUCAUUAAAUGGGUCAAUCAGACUCUUAAAAAUGCAAACAAAAAGUCUUUCAUUACCAGCUUCAAGGACAAAUCUAUUAGCACGAGUUUACCCGUUCUGGACUUAAUAGAUGCCAUUGCACCAAAUGCGAUCCGUCAAGAGAUGGUCACACGAGAAAACUUUUCCGACAAGGACAAACUGAACAACGCUAAGUACGCCAUUUCAGUUGCUCGAAAGAUCGGUGCCCGGAUUUAUGCUUUACCUGAUGACCUCGUGGAAGUGAAACCAAAGAUGGUUAUGACGGUGUUUGCGUGCUUGAUGGGAAAAGGACUGAACAGAAUAAAAUAAGGAAACAGUUAACAUGAUUUUUCUGCCACAUUAAACACACUGAAUGCCUCAGUUUACAAAAAUUCUGAAAUGUAGUCAGUGUAAAAACCAGAGAUGAUUUGUAUGCCUAAAAUCAUCUCAUAACUGAUGAAUGAAUUCAACAUCCUGUUCAUAUUAGUUAGGAUUUCUCAACCCUUCUGGAUAUUAUGAUUAUGAUUCUGAUACAGUCAAUUAUAUUAGGAUUUCUUUACUGUCAAACUGAUAUCUCAUCAUUAAAUUAUUUUCAUUUUCUUAUCCUCAUUAGGACAAGAUCAUUCCUUUUUUCAUGGUUCAAAAAAAUCAAUACAAGAUUUUUUUUCA
Sorex fumeus (smoky shrew) is the source of this 2339-nucleotide messenger RNA. It is a transcript of the gene PLS1, whose product is annotated as plastin 1. Gene Ontology annotation, cellular component: cytoplasm; actin filament bundle; actin filament. The record is from RefSeq and is a predicted model, not a curated record. Gene Ontology annotation, biological process: actin filament network formation; actin filament bundle assembly. Gene Ontology annotation, molecular function: actin filament binding; calcium ion binding. The transcript is spliced from 17 exons. The coding region runs from base 87 to 2000 and encodes 637 amino acids. NCBI's taxonomy places the organism in Eukaryota, Metazoa, Chordata, Mammalia, Eulipotyphla, Soricidae.